Boleophthalmus pectinirostris (great blue-spotted mudskipper) is the source of this 936-nucleotide messenger RNA. RefSeq names its product carbonic anhydrase-related protein 10-like. The transcript has 8 exons. NCBI's taxonomy places the organism in Eukaryota, Metazoa, Chordata, Actinopteri, Gobiiformes, Gobiidae. Gene Ontology annotation, molecular function: zinc ion binding; carbonate dehydratase activity. The record is from RefSeq and is a predicted model, not a curated record. The coding region runs from base 111 to 872 and encodes 253 amino acids.
GUCUCUCAAACUCUUCUGGAGUGCCGUCCUUCUGGGGUUUGGUCAACUCGGCGUGGAACCUGUGCGCCAUCGGAAAGAGGCAGUCCCCCAUCGACGUGGAGACCAGUCACAUGAUCUUUGACCCCUACCUGACCCCGAUCAAGGUCAACACUGGAGGACGCAAGAUGGGAUGCACCAUGUACAACACGGGGAAGCACGUGUCCCUGCGCCCGGACAAGGCCCACCUGGUGAACAUCUCCGGAGGUCCUCUGGGAUACUCCUACAGGCUGGAGGAGCUCAGGGUUCACUUCGGCAGCGAGGACGACAGCGGCUCCGAGCACACGCUCAACGGACAGGGCUUCCCCGGAGAGGUGCAGCUGAUCCACUACAACCAGGACCUGUACGCCAACUACACGGAAGCAGCCAAGAGCCCCCACGGCAUCGCAGUCGUCUCCCUCUUUGUCAAGCUGUCGGAGAACUCCAACACGUUCCUGAAUCGCAUGCUCAACAGGGACACCAUCACCAGGAUCAACUACAAACAUGAUGCGUUCUUACUGAUGGGUCUGAACAUCGCGGAGCUGUACCCGGACACCACCCGCUACAUCACCUACGAGGGCUCCAUCACCGUCCCCCCCUGCUACGAGACGGCCACCUGGAUCCUCAUCAACAAGCCCAUCUACGUCACACAGAUGCAGAUGCACUCCCUGCGUCUGCUGAGCCAGAAUGAGCCGUACAAGAUCUUCUCCAGCAUGAGCGACAACACCCGGCCCACCCAGCCCCUGCUCCAGCGCUGCAUCCGCACCAACAUCAACUUCAGCAAGCAGGGACGGGACUGCCCCAACAACCGAGCCCUGCGCCCCCAGUACAGAGUGAACCAAUGGCUUCUCAAGUAAGGACUACAAACAUGUCUGCUCUGAGUGGCCUCCAGAAUAAAGACUACAAACAUGUCCGCCGCUG